Linum trigynum is the source of this 4621-nucleotide messenger RNA. The record is from the annotation of a GenBank genome assembly. NCBI's taxonomy places the organism in Eukaryota, Viridiplantae, Streptophyta, Magnoliopsida, Malpighiales, Linaceae.
UUAUAUUUGGUAGGAGCAUGGACUAUUUGAUUAUACGUAUGAUAGUUAAUGAGUCAUCGUUGUUAUUGCCUAUUCGACCAGGUGACUCAAAUAUAAAAAAAUUCGAGCUCGUCAAAAGUUGUUUCCGUAGGUAGGUGACACUAAUUAAACAUGUAAUAACUCAGACUGAGGUAAAAAUGACUACUCAAAGCUCUUACCAUUUGCUAACUCCAAAAUGACAAAUGAAAAAUGGAGCAUUAACAACAAACAGGACAAAACCGUAUUGGGAAGCUGAGAGUGCGUUACAGUUGAUUGAAACAAGUCAAGAACACAAACACAGUAACAGAGGGCUUAAACAAUUAGUAAAACACACAUAAAUUAAUGAAAAGAAUAAACAAACAAAACAUCUUUUUGUUUGUCUGUUACUCUGUUGUGCAAAGAAAAAUAAUGAGAAGAUCUCUGCUUGAAAAUCUUAUGGACAUAAAUAAUCAAAUAAAGGUGGGAUCUUUGAGCUAAACCCAGUCCAUAUAAAACCCUAACUCCCUCUCUCAAUCCAUUUGGCUCCCUUGUCAAAAAACAAAACCAGAAAGAAAACAGCUAUUUGACAGAAAAAAACCCACCAACCCAUUUUCUCUCUCAAAUACAGCCAUAUCUCAUCAACAUAUUGAUAAAAUCAAAAUUGGGGAAUUAAUUAAAAUAAUUAGUUAAUCCCUCCUCUUCCUCUUUCCCUUCUUUUCUGUUUUCUUUUCUCCCAUCUUGUCUUGCCAAAAAACCCUCUUCUUAUAUUAUUUUACUUUCUCCCCCAUUUUCCUCUGCCUUCUUCGUCUGCUGCUGAGCUUCCUUUUCUGCUCUGGUUUCCCUUCUGGGUCUUCUCUGUUUUAGCACUAAAAUGGUGAAGGGAGCUCUUUCAUAUUGCUUGGAGGAAGGAGAUUCCGAGUUCCUUCUCGCUUGAAUCUUUCCAUUACAGCCAUUCCUCAAGAGGUAUUUUUGGGUUUUCUGUAUAACUUUAAUUUGAUGAGUCAUGCCUAUACAUUCCAAUCUUGCUUAAGGGGAAAUGAGGAAAAAUAGCUUCUCUUAUCACAUGCAUUGAUGAAUCUCUUUUUUCCUGUUUCCAAGCUCAUUGGUACCUUUUUGGUCUUUUUCACUUUGCUUGUGAGCAGGCAAAAGGAACUACACCCAAUCUGCUUCCCCUCUUCUGUGUGGUUUCUGUGGCCUUCUGCAGCAUUAUUGCUUCAACUUGAUUGCUUUUGGGGGUUGGUUUGAUAAAUGGGAACCAACAAGAUUAAAGGGUUCUACAAAGGGUUCAAGUUCAUCACUCAAAUCUUCGUUGUGAAGGAGAGAGAGCUGGAGAUUGGGUUCCCAACAGAUGUAAAGCAUGUUGCUCAUAUUGGAUGGGAUGGUGCCUCUGGGAAUCCACCCAGCUGGAUGAGUGAGUACAAGACAGCUCCUGAAUUCUCGUCCUCGAAACCUUAUGGUGGAGCUAAUGGAGUUCCAAGAGAGUCCAAUUCCGUGUCUUUCUCUCCAUGGUCCUCUCAAGAUUUUAGCGAGUCAAUGGGGCUUCACCAGAUGCCUGUGUCGACAAUGUUGGAUCAAACCGUGCCAACUUCAGACCCACCAAGCAUCCCAAAGAAGCAGAAGAGGAAAAAGAAGUCUGCAUCGACAUCAUCGCCUUCAAAGGGUUCAUCGUCGUCUUCGAUAUCUAAGGCCUUACGAUCAUCCAAGGCCAAUAAGGCCGUGUACCACGAGAUGGAGCCGACCAUGAUUGCACAAGCUUAAUUAGUUGCCCGAUUUGUCGAAGUGUAAAAGGAAUGUGCAUAGCAGGAAGAAUGUGCCCUUUUUUUCUCUCUUGGUGAUCAAGGCUUCUGUAAAUGUGUUGACAAAGUGUACUACAAACGUUGACCGGUGGAGUACUUAGGGUUUGAUGGCAUAAGGGGACAUAAAAAGUAAUGUUAGGUGGUAAGUUCUACUCUUGAGGUUUACAAGAAUGUGUUGUAAGACAUUAUUGUAAGGAAAUGUGGGUUCAAAGGUGAGAAAUUUUGGAAUUCAAAUCGGUUGGCAUGAAUGAGAAAGCUCUGGUUGAUGAUUUGGUUUGUGGUAGGGUUAGGAAGUUAGAAAAAGGGUCUAGCUUGAGCAAGUCAGGGUAGAGAUGUUUCGAUUGUUUGGUAGGCAACAAUUCUCAAUAAAUUAUGGAUAUGAUCAUACAAGUGUUUGCACUAAAAGCGUUGCAUCUAGGGCCAAACCGAGGAACUUGUUCAUGGGUGACAGUGGCACUGGUUCAUAAUAAAUCAAAUCCCCAAUCUUUGGCGAAGCUCAGAGUGCAUUCCAAUUUGUCUUGAUGGGUGGCGUCUAUUGGACCAACCUCGUCUUUCUAGAAAGGUUUGCGAUCGUUAUCUACUUAUUUAUUUGGAACCAUUGAUACAAAACUAUACUUAUAAAACAUAACUAACAUAGUUUUAAGUAUAGUGUCUUGACAUUGUGUUGGAGUGGAUUUUAAUUUCCUCCAAAAUCUCAUGAAAAAUAAAUUCUUGUCUCCUGUGUCUUGAAGUAUCGUGGUAUUAGCUUAGGCUCAAUCAUUUUUAGCAUAAUAACAAUGGCUUGUUAUAAUCUCCAUUCAUCCUCAAGGCAUUCUUUUGGAGUGGGAUUUCAUUCAUGCGUUGGGACAAGUAAAAAAAACUCACCUAAUUAAAUUUAAAUGAUUUGAUCAAUUUAGUGCUUGGGCUUAAGCUCAUUUUUCUAGUCUUUUUAUUUUUCUUAAUUGGUUUAUAUCAUUUUAUUUUAACUCGAAUUUUAGAAACAUUAGUACAAAAAAAAAAAUUUGCAAUCUACAUGAUGAUGUCCAAUUUUGUAUUUAUUUGAAAAAAAAUUAACAUGGGAUGUAAAGCACAUUUUAAGUGGGAUGCACGAAUUAAAUUUUUUUGUAUUAAAAAAUAUUAAAAUAAAUAUAAUUUUGUAAGCACAAAUACAAUUCUUAUAUUUUUAUGUGCAAAUUUUUUAGAAUUCGAGUUAAAAUCAAUUACACAUGUUUGGCCCGCUCCGUCUACAAAGCGAGUAGAUUUGACCAAAACUAUUGAAUACCAAAAAGAUUAUGUAUACUCGAUUCUAAUGUAAUUUUUGCUUUAUUUUUUGUUAUGGAACAAUAAAAAUAAGGCGAAAAAUCAACAUUAGAAGUUUGAAUUGAAAGCAAUUACUGAGAUGAUCUAUAUACUACUUUCGUGUGUAAAAUAAUCUAAACUUCUAUUGACACAUAUGUGUAAGGAAUAACCUCUGCAUUGAUUUGAUCCAACUUGUUUUAACAACUCAUCGUGUAGGAUCUGUACUUGCUAUUGUCACUUGGUAUGUGAUUCAGAUGGGAGAGUUUCUGCUCGAUUUCUUUGAGAUGUUUGGCCACAUUUCCCUGCUGCACAAGGGACUGCAUCCUUCACUGCAUGUGGAAGAAUAUCUCCCCCAAUAUUUUGCUCUUUCCCAACUUUUUUUUCUUCGUUGAAUAGGGUUGUACUAGACUUUACCUUUUUAUUUUCUUUUAAUUCUUCUUCUGCUUUUUGUUUAUUGGAUCAUCUCUCCUAAUUCAUUUUUUCUCGUGGGAUUGUACUAGACUAUAACUAUUUUAUCUUCUUUUAAUUUAAUCACCCUUAUAAACAAAUUUAUUCUUGGUUUCUUACAAUACUGUUUGGGCCAGGUCAUCGCUAAGAAAUCGAUGGAGGAGCUCAGAGGCCACAGAGGUGGGAAAGUUGGAGGCAAUAGAGGCUGACAGAUCCGAACCGAUCAAGAUAGAGAGCUCGGAGGGGGUGGAUGCGAAGGUGGAUAGGCCGGAAUGCGUCGAUCGAGGUGGAGAGCUCGUUAAUUAGCUAUUAAAUUAGAAAUAAUUUCAAUAAUGAUUGGUGGUCUCUUCUAUUCCUAUUACACCCUUUGUGUAUUUGCAACAAUUAGAUCUAAAGUAGGGAUUAGUGGCUUAGAUGCUAGUCUACACAUAAUAUAAUACGCCGAAGGGAAAAACGGGAGCUCCAUUUCAAAUUUCCUGCAACGAGAGUGAAAGUAGGAAGGACAUUUUGGUCUUCACAAUUGCUUUUUUUUAUUCAUUAAAAAGACACGUACUGGGAUUCGAACCAUGCCCAUUUUAAAGAAAAGCAAGGAUAAUAACCAAUCACACUAAGCACAUUUGUUAUAUCUUUUUAAAUUAAAAACAUAUAAUAGCAGGGAGGAAAAAAUCAUUCCCCCAUUUCAAAUUCCCUGCUCCAUGAGUGUUUGUAGGAAGGGUAGAAUAGGAAGUGUCAAUUUUUUUCUCUUUCCUCUGUGGAACGGGCCAACUUACCGUACACAUGCGAAUUUAAACGGGUCCAGGAGUGUCAAUUUUUUUUCUUUAAACCCUUUUAUUUCUCCGUGGUGAUAAAAUAUAUAUGAAAAGGAAAAACUAAUACUCCUUUUUAUUGUUAAACAUAAAAAAUUUAACAAUAAACUAAUGCAUGGUAUCUAAUGGGCUAACCACUAACCAUAAAAUAAAAGAGUUGAAUGGGUCUGACCUACAUGGGAUUUGGCCAUCAAGUAAAACAAAUGAACAUCAUUGGUUUGUCAUUCUAAAACAAGCUAUUUUCUAUUAUGCUAUUAUUUUAUAUCUUAGUGGCUAAAAUAUAAUGUAUUUUAAAGU